AUAUUAUAUUAUUAUGUUAGUGCAGUGGACAAUGAUAUUUGAAAAACAUUGACCUGUUGUACGACGUGAUACGACUAUGAUUAAUAAAUUACCGUAUUUUGAACAUAUUCAAAUUAAAAAAUUAUUAAGCACGGUAUUGAUGGUGAACUGAAAAUUAAAUAAAUGAUAAACGUUACCGAACGAGUUGUUUUCAAUAAUCAUCGGAAUAAACGUCGAAAAACGUUUGACUUGUUAAUAUAAGAUUUUUAGUGUAUACAAAUUACGAAUAUUACUAUACAAAAUGAUUUCCAAAUAUAACAUAGGUUUUAUCGAACCUUAUGUGUUAAAAAAAUCAGACGAAUGGCCAAUUGGAUAAAGCGACAGAGUGUAGCGCUCUCCUUCUCCACAUCAAAGAACUGACAACCUGUCCUGAAAAUAGAUUUUUCAUAUAUGAUGGCAGCAAAAGGCCUUCAAUCCCUGUAAUAUCACAAAAGACAAGCUACCUAAAAAUAAAUGGUCGGUUUCAAAAGAGGUUUUUUACAGACGAUUCUCAAUUUAUACAACGAAGUGUCAUACCAACAAUGCAUUUUCAACGCUCUCUACCCAGAUUACCAAUACCCGAGCUAAGCCUGACGUGUCAACGUUACCUAAGAGCCCAAAAACCUUUGUUAGCACCUAAUGAUUUUGCAAAUACAGAAUCCUUGGUAAAAGAGUUUCAACAAAAUGAGGGACUUAACCUUCAAAAUAUGCUUAAAAAAAAGAACGAUUUAAACAAACACACCAGCUACAUAACCGCUGAUUGGUUUGACAUGUAUUUAUCGGAUCGAACACCCUUGCCAAUUAACUACAAUCCCAUAUUAGUGUUUAAACAUACUGAUGAAGCCUACAAUAGUCAACUUUUACGUUCAACAAAUUUAUUAAUAUCGUCAUUGAGAUUUUACAAAUCACUCCAAUCAAACAUUUUAGAACCAGAAAUUUUCCAUCUUAAUCCAAAAAAAAGUGACACGUCUCAAUUCAAGACUAUCAUGAAAUACUUACCAGAAUCGAUUAGUUGGUAUGGAGCAUACAUGUACAAUGCUUAUCCUUUGGACAUGUCUCAAUAUAGUUCACUUUUUAACAGUACGAGGAUACCAAAUAUCAAAAAGGAUACUCUACAUAAAAAUCCUUCUGGAAAGCACAUUGUAGUAAUGAGGGGAGGACAUUUUUAUAAAUUUGACGUCUUCAACGACAACGGCAACAUAAUAGCGCCUCAGUUACUAUUGUCAAAACUACAGUAUAUUUUAAAAAAUAACAUUCCUCCGUCGGAACACCCAGUCGGCGUAUUAACAACGUCUGAACGUGAUAAUUGGGCCAGGUUGAGAACCCAUCUUGAAAUGUUGGGAAACAAAGAUACGUUGAACGCGAUUGACAAUAGUUUAAUGAUGAUAGCACUGGACGACGAGAGUCUUAACUCUGAACCCAUAUCGAUUGUAAAACAGUAUUUACAUUCCAACGGCACCAAUAGGUGGUUUGAUAAAUCUUUCACAUUGAUAGUUUGCAGCGAUGGCACUGCUGGGCUGAACUUUGAACAUUCGUGGGGUGACGGAGUGGCAGUACUGAGAUAUUUCCAAGACAUCUCUAAAGAUAGCGUAGACUCGCCGAGAUGUCAUCCAGGAGAUUUUUCCGUUGAAAUAAAUUCAGACAAUUUAAAUGUGCAAAAACUAGAGUUUGUUUUGGACGAUCAAUUGAAAAGUGAAAUUGCAAAAACUAAAGACCAAUUCAAAUGCACGUAUGAAUCAAUGGACACAAACUAUUUUGAAUUUUUUGAUGUUGGUAGAGAAACGUGCAAGAAAUUCGGAAUUAGUGCCGAUUCGCUUAUGCAGUUGUGUUUUCAGCUGGGCCAUUACAAACUACACAAAAAGCAUGUUGGGUCUUAUGAGUCAUGCAGUACGGCAGCGUUCAAGCAUGGAAGAACGGAAACUGUAAGACCGUGCACUAUCGAAACGGCAGAUUUUUGCCAAGCGGUUAGCUGUAAAAAUAAGCCGGCCAACGAUAUACUAGUGGACAUGAUAAAAAAAUGUUCAACUGAACACAGCAAGCUCGUUAAGGAAGGCGCUAUGGGGCAAGGUUUUGACCGACAUCUAUUUGCUUUGAAACUGUUGGCCGAACAGAACAAUCUGGAAAUACCCAAGUUAUUCACAGAUCCAGCGUACAAGUCAAUCAACCAUAACAUACUAUCCACAUCCAGUCUUACAUCAAACUAUGUUUGGUUAGGAGGAUUUGGACCUGUAGUGAAAAACGGUUAUGGUAUUGGAUAUACAAUACUUGAAAAAUAUUCCGGUGCCAUCAUUACCAACUACAGGGAACACACUGACGGCAAUAAAUUUAGAGAAGCACUGACUCAAAGUUUGAAUCAGAUUCUCAGUGUAUUAAAAACAGGCAGUUAGGAAACUUUUUUCACAUUAUUCGUUUGUGAAACAACAAAAUAUUCACAAAAACGUAUUCCUUGUGUAUUAUUACAAAUAUCAAGUAAUUACUGUACUAGGUUUAUUGUGGCUUUUUAGAUUUUAUUGUUUUUUUAUUUUAUUAUAUAAAUUAAAAUUGUGUUAUGGGAAUAGAGAUUUAAAGAAAAAAUAUCACGUUUAAACGAACGUGGACUAAAAUAAUAAUUAUCUUAUUUUUUAAUUGUUUUUUCGUAUUAAUAAUUUAAAUAUUUUACUUAUGUGGUACUGUGAUACUUUUAAACAAUUAUUGGAAACGGAAUUAACCAAAAUGUUUUACCUAUUUUUGCCAUAUCAGUUUGAUGAAAACAGUAUUGUAUUC
Adelges cooleyi (spruce gall adelgid) is the source of this 2781-nucleotide messenger RNA. It is a transcript of the gene CPT2, whose product is annotated as carnitine O-palmitoyltransferase 2, mitochondrial. The transcript has 13 exons. The record is from RefSeq and is a predicted model, not a curated record. Gene Ontology annotation, biological process: fatty acid beta-oxidation. Gene Ontology annotation, cellular component: mitochondrion. Gene Ontology annotation, molecular function: carnitine O-palmitoyltransferase activity. Lineage: Eukaryota; Metazoa; Arthropoda; Insecta; Hemiptera; Adelgidae. The coding region runs from base 561 to 2405 and encodes 614 amino acids.